Messenger RNA from Recurvomyces mirabilis, 1440 nucleotides. RefSeq lists its product as uncharacterized. The coding region runs from base 1 to 1440 and encodes 479 amino acids. Gene Ontology annotation, molecular function: aldehyde dehydrogenase (NAD+) activity. The record is from RefSeq and is a predicted model, not a curated record. Lineage: Eukaryota; Fungi; Ascomycota; Dothideomycetes; Mycosphaerellales; Teratosphaeriaceae. The transcript is spliced from 4 exons.
AUGUCUCCCUCCAAGGUAUCCACCAUCGCGUGGGACUCCUUCCACAAUACCGUCGACGGCAAACCAAGGGGUGGGAAGGAGAAGCACCGUGGUGUCAACCCAGCCACCGGCGAGGAGUUAUGGGAGGUGCCCAUUGCCAACCAGCAGGACGUCGAUGAUGCUGUCGUUUCAGCACAGAAGGCUUUCGAGUCGUGGAGCCAGGUGCCGAUGGAGAAGAGGAAGGAGCAGAUCACGAAGUUCAAGGAGCACUAUCUCAACUAUGUGGACGAGAUGACCGAUUUGCUUUGCGAAGAGACUGGCAAGCCGCGCCAAGUCGCAGAGAUGGAGACCAAGGGCGUGGUCGGCUUCAUCGACUUCCACUUGAGCUUGACGCUCCCCGAGGAGCGUGAGGAGGACCACGAGAAAGUCAUGCUCACCCGCUACACACCUCUCGGUGUCGUCGGUGCCAUUUGCCCAUGGAACUUCCCAAUCAUCCUUUCGCUCGGCAAGGUCAUCCCAGCUCUGCUCACCGGCAACACCGUCAUCAUCAAGCCAUCGCCAUACACGCCCUACACCACCCUGAAGGUCGUCGAGCUUGCUCAGGAAAUCUUCGCUCCUGGUGUCGUACAGGCAGUUGGCGGUGAUGACAAGCUUGGCCCCAUGUUGACCACCCACCCCAACAUCCAAAAAAUCUCCUUCACUGGCUCCAUCGCCACGGGCAAGAAAGUCAUGGCCGCCGCAGCCAGCACCCUCAAGCGCGUGACGCUCGAGCUCGGCGGCAACGAUGCCUCCAUCGUCCUGCCCGACGUCGACAUCAAGAAGGUCGCUCCCGAACUCGUCAUGGGUGCCUUCCAGAACUCCGGCCAGGUCUGCGUCGCCACCAAGCGCAUCUACAUCCACCAGGACAUCUACGACGAGAUGCUGAAGGAAAUGGUCGAGUUCACCAAGACCAUCAAGACCGGUGCACCGGGCUCUAAUGCUCUUCUCGGACCAAUUCAGAACAAGAUGCAAUACGAAAAAGUCCAAACCUUCUUCGCCGACAGCAAAGCCAAGGGCUACAAAUUCGCCGUCGGCGCCCCGGAAGUCGAGCAAGGCAAAGGCUACUUCAUCCAACCCACCAUCAUCGACAACCCCCCCAACGACUCCCGCAUCAUCCAAGAAGAACCCUUCGGCCCCAUCGUGCCCACCCAACCCUGGACGGACGAGGAAGAAGUGAUCCGCCGCGCCAACAACACGAAUGCGGGGCUGGGGGCCUGUGUUUGGGGCAAAGAUGUGGAGAGGGCGGAGCGGAUCGGGAAGAGGUUGCAGGCUGGGAGUGUGUUUGUGAAUUCGUGGGAGAAGCCGACGCCGCAGGCCAUCUUCGGCGGGCACAAGGAGUCGGGGAUUGGGGGCGAGUGGGGCAAGGAGGGGAUCAAGGCGUAUUGUAAUGCGCAUGUUUUGCAUACUUAUAAGCAGAAGUAG